Molecule: messenger RNA, 4131 nt
Organism: Mustela erminea (ermine)
Lineage: Eukaryota; Metazoa; Chordata; Mammalia; Carnivora; Mustelidae
Exons: 12
Coding region: 85-3858 (1257 amino acids)
Molecular function (GO): protein binding
Source: RefSeq, a predicted model, not a curated record
UAAGUUAGUAUUCUGAGGGCAAAAUAAUUUCAAAUUUUAUGCUUUCAAAGGACAGUGAAAACUGAAGAUGCUCAGCUCCCCAAAAUGAGAAAGGAAAGAAGAAAAGUCUGUAAAAAAUGGAAAAUCUUGAAUCCCACAGUAUGUGUACCUCAACCUGAUAAUCAAGCAUACCAAAAAAAUAUAAAAGAUCUUGAAAAGGAAGUCAAAGGAGAUACCCCAAAGGCUGUGCUUCAUCCGACUAAGGCCUUAGGGAAAUCUAAGGGAAAUGGAGAUGUGCAUACAUCUGCUUCUAUGAAUGGAAAAGAGAAUUCCCCUUUCCUUCCUAAAGAUAAUAAACAACUUUCACCUGACAGCAAAAUAAGUAGGGAGAAGGAAAAUGAUCAUCUUCUUCCAUCCAUUUCUCAUCAACGAGACGAAGUAUUAUCAGCGGCUAUGUUUAAUGCCUGUGAAGAAUCAUUAUCAGGAAAAAUUACCCUGCAGGAUUUCCCAGACACAGUGGAAGCCCUUAAACCAACAAAAGGCAAAAUCAUUACAGAAGUAAAAUGUGGGGCUUUCAGCAUGCAAGUAGAAAUCAAGAACAGAUUUUUCUGUAAAACAGAAAUGCAGUUCCCAACAAAAAGGAGAUGUCCAAUAUGUCGCCAACAUUACUUUUCCAGACACAUUCAGAAAUGGUACACUUCUAGAAGCUGCUCUUCCAGAUGUAGGAAUGUGUUGGUAGAAGAACUAAAACCUGAGGAGGCAUCCAAGUCUGAAGAAAUUGCCAGAAUGGAGAGACCCUCCCUAAAGGUAAGCAUUGUGGAAAAAGGAAUUAAAGUUAAAUACAUGAGUAAGAAACAGAACAUAUUAAUUAAUAUAAUUCAUCCUAAAAGAAAGGGGAAAACAGCUAAAUACAAAAACAUUUCCUCCAAUCACACUACUAAAGAAUGUUCCAGGUCUUCUGCACCAUCUGAAAUUAGGCACCCUGAAAAGUGGCAGCUUGAGAACAAGCAUCAGAGUUCAGAAGGUUUGCCUGUCUCUCCUCCUAUUGUGUUUGCUGUGCAGAAGGAGAAGAAUAUCGACACAGCUGUGGAUUUUCUGUGCUCAACCCCUGAGAGGGAGAAGAAUAACCCUGAUACAGUAUCUCCAGUUUUAGAUCACCGUGAGGUAGAAUCUGCCAUCUCUCAGCAGGAGGACUUCAAAAUUAGUCAGAGCACUCUCAAAAAAAAACCCUUCUCUGAGGCUAAGGCUCCUCUCAAAAACAUUCUUCCUACUUUACAAGACACCCUGAAGACCACAGGGUUAAGAAAAAUGGACUUACAGAAAAUGUCUUUUGAGGAUCCCAAGGAUGUGGACCAAGAGACAAAAGUCAUCUUUGAUAUGCCAGAAGAUAUCAUAUCAGACUUAUGUAUCAGGCAAAGCACAGAAGAAAUAAAUUAUUUGCCAAGUGCCAUGACUGGUACCUUCCCCGUUCAAGGUGGCAAAGACUCUGCCUUACGUUCUUUGUCUUCUCCGAGCAUGCAGCUGGUAGGAGAAAAGGCAGCCGACAUUUAUUACAAAGGCAGCAAAAUUCCACUUGCAGAUUGUUGUGAGAAAUCAACCUCUUUACCUUUGCCUUCUAGUCAAAACGCUCUCGGGUCUUCCACCUCAUUCGGCCCAUCCCCCUGGGCCACCAGACAUUCAGAACCUAAAGAAAUCCCUGGGGAUACAUUUUCCUUUGAUCACUGUGUUGAGUCUUUAAAAAACUGUGAGGAAGAGCAUGUUGAUGUGACUGACAGAGACUUUCACAAAGCCACCUUACAUAGUGACUCUUGUAUAACAGGAGAGCAACUGUUGGAAAUGAAGAGUACACAGUGCCCGACCCUCAGCCCUGCUUCCUUCAGCAGCCUCUCUGCAGGCAGCCCCCUCAACGGUAGCAGCCACAGCACUGUGGAAUGGGGUCCAGCAAAACCCCAGGCAAGCCAUCCAGAGACAGCAGCUCUCAGCACAACAACAGAGCUAGUCAUGUCCUUAGUAUCUGAUGCGUUAGAGCAAAGAUUGAUUAUUCAAAACGAUAAAGAAGGCAUGGUUUAUUCCAAUUGUCCCAUGGGAAUGAAAACUCCUGAAGACUCAUGCAACUCUCUGGGAAAUGAUGAAAAAGACAAAUUCCAAGUAAUGCCAGUAGUAAAGGAUGCAUGCCAUAGAGACUUUGAAGACCUAUCAAAUGAGAAUCAUGAUGAAGUCGGUUUUCCAAUGGAUUUUCCGAACACUGCUGAGUUCAGCUGCACAGCAUGUGCUACAGAUAAACUGUUUGUUAUCAAGAAAACACUGACCAAUGAUGCAGACCAAUAUGGCAACCAAGAUGAAAAAGGCCUUGGUCUAACCAGCUUUAAACAGGAGCCAACAGAGUGCCAAAGGAUUGCAUCGACAAAGCCAAAUUCUGAAGGAGAUCGAAAUGACCCAAAGGAAACUUACUAUCACCAAAUAGAUGUAUUAUUGUCGCCUCAGAAGCAGAAGGCCUUGGCAGAUUGGAAUUUGGAAAUAAAUAGCCUCCGCAAAUUAUCCCAGGAAUGGGCUCCAAGAGGAACAAGGGUCAGCGAUGGUUCCCAAGAAGAAGCAAUAGACCAGUGGGCCAGGAGGAGGCAGCAGUUCAAAGAUGGCAAAAGAUGCAGUUCAGCAGGGGGGAGUUCAUUUACCAGCAACAUCACUGAAGGAUCCAUCACUUCAGAAGAUGGCUGCUCUGUGGAUCUUGGCUUUCGAGUUGAUCUUGAAGAGAAAGGAUUCUACACAGAGAAUUUCCAUUCAGCAGCAUGGGUUUUCCGAGGGGAUGACGGGAAUCCGGAGGACAGUCCCAGAUGUCUUAGCAAAAAACCCCGUCCAGUAGCUGUUCGCGAGCGAACGGUGAGACUGUUCAAAGGAACUGGUGAUUAUCCCUGGGGAUUCCGAAUUCAAUUCUCCAAACCAAUCGUGGUAACUGAAGUGGACGCUAACAGCGCCGCGGAGGAAGCCGGGCUCCAGAUCGGAGAUGUGGUGCUGGCUGUCAACGGCACGGAGGUCACCAGCGUGGAGCACGCAGAAGCUGUGCACCUUGCAAGGAAAGGUCCUGACAUCUUGACUCUGGUGGUGGGAUCUGACAUCAGUCGCUGUCCCAACACCCCGCGGCCCACCUGCCGCGGCUACCUACAUAAAAGGACUCACUCGGGUUUUGUGAAGGGUUGGAGGAAGAGGUGGUUUGUGCUGAAGCAUGACGGCUGCCUCCACUAUUACAGACAUAAGAAGGAUGAAGGAAAAUGCUCGCCUCUGGAAGUAAUAAAAUUAGAAGGUGCAGAAGUUGGCAUGGAUAGCAGUUUGGGAAAACCAUUUGUGUUCAACUGUAUGCCUCAGUCUGGAAAUAGGACUUUUUGCUUCUGUGCAACCUCAAACCAAGAAAUGAAAAGGUGGCUCCAGGCAAUGGACAAAGCAGCCCAUCCCGUCCGCCAGACCCAUGUGUGGGAAGAUGUUACUCUGCACAACAGUAGCCUCCCACCCCUGGCUAUCAAGAACCCAGAGUGCCUGGGCCUUUUGCACCAGUCGGACGGAAGCACAGAUAGGUGGGUCCAGCACUACUGCAUUCUGAAGGACGGCUGCUUGUACUUCUAUGCUAGCAUUCGCUCCACCCAGGCUUCAGGUGGCCUGUAUCUACAAGGAUAUAAGGUGAAUGAGCAGACCCUAAGCUUCAAGCAGUCAGUAAUUGAACUCGAACCUCCAUCUGAAGAGUUCAAGACUUUCUAUUUCUGCGCAGAGAAUAAGACAGAGAACCAACGCUGGAUUACGGCUCUGAAAGCAUCCAUCAAAAAGUGGGUUCCUUUGCAUCAGGCUAUUCAAGACUUCAUGAACCGACCUCUAGAGGAGACCAGAAUGUGAAAGAAACCCUCAUCUUAAGAGAAGGGGCCCACAGAUCAUCACCGAUCUGCUGUGGGAAGAAACAAAAGCAUUUUUUGUUAUAUAGCAUUUAACUGAAUGCUCCUCAGAUACACUAAAGCUUUGUGGUAAGAUCAUAACUUUGUUUUUGAACCAACGCUCCAAAAUCUAAUCUAACAUUCAGGAAAUACAACUUACGUCAACAUCAUUAAUCCCCACCCCCAUGUUUUUGCCCCUCAGGCUGCACAUGUUAGCAUCAAAAUGUAGUAUGUCCCA